Schizosaccharomyces osmophilus is the source of this 891-nucleotide messenger RNA. RefSeq names its product mitochondrial D-glutamate cyclase Dgc1 (gene dgc1). The record is from RefSeq and is a predicted model, not a curated record. Gene Ontology annotation, molecular function: D-glutamate cyclase activity. Lineage: Eukaryota; Fungi; Ascomycota; Schizosaccharomycetes; Schizosaccharomycetales; Schizosaccharomycetaceae. The transcript has a single exon. Gene Ontology annotation, biological process: glutamate metabolic process. Bases 1 to 891 code for a protein of 296 amino acids.
AUGAACGAGGUUCUUGGCAUUUCUUCUGUUCAGCAAAGUUUGAGCGUUAUACAAAACGAAAAACAAAAUUUCCAUACUACAAAUGUUCCAAGUUACAAGACGCGUUCACAAUUUUCUCCCAAUGACAUUCGUAAACUCAUUCGAAAUCGCCAAUUCACGGUCUCCACAACUGGAUGGGCUGAUGGCUACGUCCAGGCUAAUUUACUAGUCUUACCGACAAAAUAUGCUGAUGACUUUCGUAACCUGUGUCUUCGAAACCCUGUUCCAUGUCCGUUGCUCGGAGAGACAGCUGCUGGUAAUCCCACCGAGUUUUCUUCAUCAUCUUUAGCGGCCAAUGCCAAUUUGGCUACAGACAUCCCCUUUUACUGUGAAUACAUCGAUGGUAAGUUCUCGAAGGAAUUGACUUGCAUUUCAAGCCAAUGGAACAGCUCGUAUGUUGGUUUUUUAAUCGGCUGCUCGUUUUCCUUCGAAGCGGCUCUUGUUGCUGCCAAUUUAGUCCCUCGUCAUCUCCCUAGCGGAAAUCCUCCUCCCAUGUUCAAGACAAAUCUUCGUCUUUGUCCAUCUGGAGUGUUUUCAGGUACCUUUGUUGUUUCAAUGCGUCCAUAUAAGGAAAAAGAUAUUCCUCUUGUACGCCGUAUCACUGCCGCGUAUACCAACUGCCAUGGAGAACCGGUUGCCUGGGGCUGGGAUGGAGCAAAGCAACUUGGCAUCGAAAAUGUCAUGCUGCCUGACUAUGGCUUCCCAGUCCAACUCCAGAAAGAUGAAGUUCCUGUGUUUUGGGGAUGCGGAGUCACGCCUCAAAACGUUGUCAUGAUGUCGAAUUUAACAGAACCUGUUUACUCUCAUAAACCUGGCUAUAUGUUUCUCACAGAUUUGCAACACGGUUUUUAA